Molecule: messenger RNA, 2190 nt
Organism: Oryzias melastigma (Indian medaka)
Lineage: Eukaryota; Metazoa; Chordata; Actinopteri; Beloniformes; Adrianichthyidae
Gene: klf10
Product: Kruppel-like factor 10
Exons: 4
Coding region: 895-2094 (399 amino acids)
Biological process (GO): regulation of transcription by RNA polymerase II
Molecular function (GO): DNA-binding transcription factor activity, RNA polymerase II-specific; RNA polymerase II cis-regulatory region sequence-specific DNA binding
Source: RefSeq, a predicted model, not a curated record
CGGGGUGCUGGAGCCUAACCCGGCUACUGAUGGGCGAAGGCGGGGUACACCCUGGACAGGUCUCCAGUCUGUCAAAGGCCUAAUUCAGGCUCUUGUGAAUCGAAUUGAAUCGUUUCUGGAAAUCAUUAUCGAUACCCGGCCCUACCAGUUAGUGAUGUCCUUUAAUAAUGACAUUUUCCUGUUUCUUACUGUGUUUCAUUUUAAAACAUUUAAUUGAGAAUUCUGGAAAUUACUUAUUUUUCUGAAAAAAAAAUUUUUUUUACUAUGUUUCACUUUUUUGAAAUUGUGUUUCUGGAAAUGUGCUCUUAUGUUCCAAAACGUAAUGGUUUUUAAAAUAUUUGAUUUUUUUCUUUUUUUUUUGUGAUUUUUGCAUUAAUGUGAUUUGGACUUCAGGGCCACCAUAAGCCACUCUUGUGCUAAGCUGACAGGUCUGUGUUUGGGCUGAGGCCCCCCGUGUUUGGAGCUGUCAUAGACGCCCCUGCACAGAAUGAAGACUGUCAUUAAAACUGCAGAUCAGACCUCCACACGUGAGUCUGCGCAGACGGGAAUAUGUGACUCACCACAGAUAACACAGGGAGCGAGGCUGUGCGCGCGUGCGAGCGCGUGGGUGUGAGUGGGUGCGUGGUGCUCACACGGUCAGUGUGUUGUGUACCACGCAGCCUCCACGGUGUCUUCAGUCCCUGAUCACGCAGCGGCUCCUCCUCUCAUUGGUCAGCUCCUCUGCACACCUUUGCGCGCCAUUGGUCUCCGCGCCGCACGCGCAUAGCACCCCCCCCCCUCUCCACAGCAGUUGAGAGGAUGAAUGGAAAGAAUCAAAACUGAGAAGCAUUUCAGUUUUCUGUCAUCUGUCAAACUUAGCCUCGAGAAGACGGGGUCCACUCAGAACCCCCCACAAUGACACACCUCAACUUGGAGCUCUGCAGCAUGGAUGUUGAAGAGCAAACGUUAGACACACCAGACCUCCAGGAUGGAGGAGACCUGAGGGCGGCAGAGGCCCUGGUGUCCCUGACUGAGGACUGGAAGACUAGGAAGCGAAGGCGCUCUAGACCCUUAACUCCCUCAUCGGACAGCUCGGAGGAGGACUGGACCUCCUCUGUGUCUGCUUCACAACAGGACUUUCCUUUUUGUAUGACCCCUCCGUACAGCCCACCCCUCUGCCAGACCCCAGGGCUGGUUCAGAACCCACAGCCCCCUGCAGAGGAAACGGCUUCUCCACGGCGGUUCCGGUGCACCAGUGUCAUCCGGCACACUGCAGAUGUGCAGCGCUGGGCCUGCAGCACUCCCCAGGAAGGCAGGUCAGCUGUGGAGGACUCUCAAACAGCUGUGAACUCUCCAAAUGAGUUCACAGAUUAUGAGGGGAGCACUAGUUCAGAGAGGACUUUCCCUAAUUCGAAGAUGGGUUUAAGUGAUGAAGUACUUCCAACCUGCGGGGCUUUGGUUCUUCAGGUCCCUCCCUCUUCCUCCACCUUGAAUAUUCUUCAGAAGCCUGUCAGGACCUCAGAGGAUGAGCAGCUCACCCCCUCACAGACCCAACAGCAGAGCCUUGGAUCACAAGGGCCUUCACCUCUGCAGGUCCUGCUCCUAGUCCCUCAGCCGUCUGCAGCUUUAUACGUUCAGCAAACGCUAGCGACCUCUGGUGGCACCAAGUUUGUGGCUAUUGCCCCAGCACCUCGCGGCUCCCCGUCAGAGCAGAGACACAGCCCGCCACAAAAAGAGGCCGCGAGAGUCCGCAGACACAUUUGUCCUCAGGAAGACUGCGGGAAGACCUACUUUAAGAGCUCCCAUCUCAAAGCCCACAUCAGAACCCACACAGGUGAAAAACCCUUCAGAUGCAAGUGGGAGGGCUGUGAAAGGCAGUUUGCUCGCUCCGAUGAGCUUUCCCGGCACCGUAGAACCCACACCGGAGAGAAAAAAUUCUCCUGCCCCGUGUGCCUGACCCGCUUCAUGAGGAGCGACCACCUGGCAAAGCACGCACGGCGUCACCUGUCUGCUAGGAAGACCCCCUGCUGGACAUUUGGGAUUAGCCAGUCUGCAGACCUGACCAAAAGCAGCCCCACUACCUUCAGCCUCUCUGUGAGGCCGGGGAAAAACUAAAAUAAAAUGAGGGUUGUAUGUCCAAUUUUUUAUUACAUGAAGGUACCUAACUCUAAUACAGGGCCAAAAAAUAAAAUAUUUGAUUUUUUCCCCUGA